Myotis davidii is the source of this 2490-nucleotide messenger RNA. RefSeq names its product melanoma cell adhesion molecule (gene MCAM). The record is from RefSeq and is a predicted model, not a curated record. The transcript has 7 exons. Gene Ontology annotation, cellular component: plasma membrane. The coding region runs from base 150 to 1220 and encodes 356 amino acids. Lineage: Eukaryota; Metazoa; Chordata; Mammalia; Chiroptera; Vespertilionidae. Gene Ontology annotation, biological process: angiogenesis.
CCAGCCUGGCACAUGCCCUGCAUUCCCACCCUCUGAGCUCACUCGGGGGAGGGGCCUGGAAGGAAAGGGGCCUUCUCUUGGCCUGGAGCCCAGUCGCCCCUCUGCCAGCCUCAUCUGGGAGGUGCCUGGCGCUCUGGGUCUCUGCUCCAAUGACCAGAGAUGACCAUCCAACGCCCUUGAACUGGGAGGGGGCUGGCCACAGGCGAAGGGAAGAGAGUGGUCGAGGCUUAGGAGAGGACUGGGCCGGAAGAACAGCUGCAGGAGCAGGGUGGGAGGAGGGAUGGGGAGCAGCUGGAGCCGAAGCAGCUGCUGGGUGUCCUCUCGUCCCAGGUGUGCUUGGAGAGGCCGAGCCGCCGGAGCCCGAGCUGGUGGAGGUGGAGGUGGGCAGCACAGCCCUCCUGCAGUGCGGCCCCUCCCGUUCCCAGGACAACCUCAGCAACGUGGACUGGUUUUCCGUUCACAAGGAGAAGCCCACACUCAUCUUCCGCGUGCGCCAUGGCCUUGGUCAGAGUGAGCCCGGGGAGUACCAGCACCGGCUCAGCCUUCAGGAUGCAGGGUCUACUCUGGCCCUGACCCACGUCACCCCUCACGAUGAGCGUGUCUUCCUGUGCCAGGGCAAGCGCCCUCCGUCCCAGGAGCACCGCCUCCAGCUCCGCGUCUACAAAGCUCCAGAGGAGCCGAGCAUCCAGGCCAAUGCCUUGGGCAUUUCGGUGAACAGCAGGGAGCCUGAGGAGGUUGCUACCUGUGUGGGGAGGAAUGGGUACCCCGUCCCUCAAGUCAUCUGGUACAAGGACGGCCGGCCUCUGAAGGAGCAGAAGAACCGUAAGUACCCCGGGAAGCCCGCCUCCCACCAGCCGGGUUGGGUGGGCAGCGAGGGGAACGUGGCAGCCAGGGCAGGGGUGACCGAGUGUCUUCGUGGGACAGAGAAAAAGCUGCGCGAGCCCCAGAGCAAGGGCGUGGUCAUCGUGGCCGUGACCGUGAGCCUGCUGGUCCUGGCGCUGCUGGGCGCCGUCCUCUGCUUCUUCUACAAGAAGGGCAAGCUGCCCUGUGGGCGGUCGGGCAAACAGGAGAUAACGCUGCCCCCACCUCAUAAAAGCACAUUUGUAGUUGAAGUUAAGUCAGAUAAGCUCCCCGAAGAGAUGGGCCUCCUACAGGGCAGCCGCGCUGACCAGAGGGCGCCUGGAGACCAGGGGGAGAGAUACAUCGAUCUGAGGCACUAGCGCGGAGGUGGACGCCUUCCUGCCCACGCGCCCUGCUCGCCCGCCCCGCACUCAGGACGGUCACCAAAGCCUGACCCCCCCACCCCCGUUUUGCAGGGCCAGUGGACUGGCCGGGACCAGGGCGCAGGGCCCUGGCGGCCCCUCCUCAGGACCACACUCUCCAUGUGUGGAGUGGCGCUCACCCCAGGCGGCCUUGGUCCAGGAGAGGGGCCAGUUCUGCGGGAACCUCUCUGCUCAGUUAUGGACUAAGGCUCCGCCUCCUGCCCACAGCAUGGAGUCAGGGGCCUGUUUGUCUCAGGGGACUUCCUUCCCCAGUUGCCUUCCCAGUUCUGCUGUGUGGCUGCAGUUGCCCGUCUGCGGGGUCCCUUUGGUGACCCCCUUCCCUGGGUGGGGCCAGGAGCUGGUGCCAUGCCUUCCGAUGGACGCUCCUUGUCCCAGCAGUGAGGGCGCCCCUGCUUCCUGGUCAGGCCCUGAGCUGCUCACUCGGCUCCGGGAUCACGACUGGAGGGUGAGCGCAGGGGGCAGAGAGGGGGUCUCCGCGGCCCUUUAAGGGGAUUAAGAUGACAGUGGCCCUAGCACCAAACUCCUAUGAGCUGAGCUGACGGCCCUAAAGGGACGCUGGGAAAUGGGCCAGAGCUUGGGGUAUAAUGUGUAUGUGUGUGUGUGGUUUUGUUAGGUUGUGUGUAAAUUUGCAAAUCGUUUCCUUUACACACACACACACACACACACAUACACACACACAAAUAAAGCUUAGUUGUCCGGGAAACCUUACGUGUUUCAUUCACCGUGGGAACCACAGUGCCUGGGCUCCAAAUGGACCGCCACCAGGAGGAUCCCGCCACGAGCCCGGCAGCAGGCAGGCGGCUCCAGCCCCCAGGGUGACCCCUGCCAAGGGGCAGAGAGCCUGUGGGCCCCGUGGCCUGGCGGAGGCACAUGGGCUCAGCUCCCCUACGUGUCAACCCUCCAUCCCCACCAAAGACAAGCACUCAGGUCAACUACAACAAAAGAAACUUUAUUUAAAAAUACUUUACAGACGUAGGUGCUUGAAAAAGCUCUUUAGUUAACUGUAUAUAAAUGAAAAAAUUAAUAAAUAACAGUAUAACAGACCUGAACAUGAACACACUGGCAAAACAAAUGGACUUAAAAUAGAAACAAAUCUUAAAGCUCUGCUAUCCUCUGUAGGAAUAUUUACCUUCUGUUUUUCUUAUUCUUUACAAGUGAGAAGGAUUAAAUACCACGAAUAUAAAGUUUCUUAUAUUAAUGACACUUU